Molecule: messenger RNA, 831 nt
Organism: Caenorhabditis angaria
Lineage: Eukaryota; Metazoa; Nematoda; Chromadorea; Rhabditida; Rhabditidae
Source: the annotation of a GenBank genome assembly
AUGGAAAUUGUGAGUUUCAAGAAAAACCAACAAUUUAAAGAUCAAUCUUUUUUUUCACAACAGAAUGUAACUGAUGAUUCUCUCGAACUUAUUUCAUCAUAUCUAUCACCAGUUUCAAGAUUAAACUUGGCAGCUCUGAAUGAGCAAUUCUAUUAUGCAUGCACAGUGUAAGAAAAACCCAUCAAUUUUGAAAGUCAAAUUCAUUUUUGCAGAUGGCGAGAUGUUAAAACAAUAGUUUUUGAUAUUGAUGAUAUAACAUUGGCAGCACCAAAUAUGGUUCAUAAAUAUGUUUAUAGUUCAAUCGAUCGAAUGACUUCAAUUCGAACUGCAUUAAAAAUGUGUCCUGGAAUCAAACGAUUAAUUAUUCAAGCAAAAUUAAAGGAAUCUGAUAUAUCAGUUUUGAAUGAGAAUCCAUCACUUAUUUCAAAAUUAUAUAUUAGCACAGAGAAUUUGGGUCUUCAAGAUUUUCCAGUUUUCAAAAGGCUUCGAACUCUUCAUAUUGUUGCUAAUUCAAUGAAAGAAUAUCGAGUUAUGAAUACAAUUGGACCAAAAAUAUUACAAUCAGCAUUUCCAAUGUGUCUUCGACGAAUUUGUUUGACAGAUGUUUAUUUGACUUCGAAUCUUAUCGAAUAUUUGUCGACAUUGCCAAAUUUAACAUAUUUGGAUCUGAUCGGAUGUUUAGUUGAUACAAAUGUUGCACCAAAAUAUAUCGAAAGUUUGGAAAAAUGUCAAAGUCUUGAAGAAUUGAGUUUACCUCCAUCAUUUUUUUCAUUCACAACAUCAAAUCGAAAACUUGAUGCGGACAAAAAAAUAAGUUUCAAAAAAACUUAG